AUGGGCUCGCUGUCCCAGCGCCUGCAGCGCCUCCUGGAGCGGCCCGGGCCGCUCGCCGACCUCUUGGGCCGCCUCGAGACGCGCACGGGCGUGCGACGCCUCUACCUGGCCUCAGGCUCCAUCGCCUUCCUGGGGCUGUACCUGGCAUUUGGCUACGGCGCCGCACUGCUCUGUAACCUCAUCGGCUUCGUCUACCCCGCGUAUGUCUCCAUCAAGGCCAUCGAGAGCUCAAGCAAGGAGGACGACACCACGUGGCUCACGUACUGGGUGGUCUACGGUGUCUUCAGCGUUGCUGAGUUCUUCUCUGACACCUUCCUCUACUGGUUCCCCUUCUACUACGCAGGGAAGUGCGUGUUCCUGCUGUGGUGCAUGGCGCCUGGGCGCUGCAGCGGCGCCCAGCUGCUCUACCAGCGCCUCAUCCGGCCCUGCUUCCUCAAGCACCACCACGCGCUCGACGCCGCGCUCGGGGCCCUGGGCACCCGCGUGCUUGAUGCUGCUGCGCUUGUCACCCGCGAAGCCGCUGCCGAGCGGGACCCGGCCCCGGAACCGCCGCGGGACGAGUAA
Messenger RNA from Nothoprocta perdicaria, 564 nucleotides. RefSeq names its product receptor accessory protein 6 (gene REEP6). The record is from RefSeq and is a predicted model, not a curated record. NCBI's taxonomy places the organism in Eukaryota, Metazoa, Chordata, Aves, Tinamiformes, Tinamidae. The transcript is spliced from 5 exons. The coding region runs from base 1 to 564 and encodes 187 amino acids.